AAUCUAAGAAAUAAUCAUCUCAAAUGCCAUUUUUCCCCCUACCCCCUGCUCCUAGUUCAGCCAAAAGUGAACGUCUCCCCCUCCAAGAAGGGGCCCCUGCAGCACCACAACACACUCAUCUGCCACGUGACAGAUUUCUACCCGGGUGACAUUCAAGUCCGGUGGUUCCUGAAUGGAAAGGAAGAAACAGAUGGGGUCGUGUCCACCAACCUGAUCCGUAAUGGAGACUGGACCUACCAGAUCCUGGUGAUGCUGGAAAUGAUCCCCCAGCAGGGAGACGUCUACACCUGCCACGUGGAGCACCCCAGCCUGGACAGGCCUGUCACCGUGGAGUGGAAGGCACAGUUUGAUUCUGCUCGGAGCAAGACACUGACUGGAGUCGGGGGCUUCAUGCUGGGGCUCAUCAUGUUUGGGGUGGGCAUCUUCAUGCACGUGAGGAGCAGGAAAGCUCAACGAGGAUCUCGAUAAACAGUUUCUGAUCUAACUGGAAAGCCUGCGUGUGCCUUGGAACAAAUAUUUUCCAUGUUUCCUCAGUCCCAGGGGCUGGUUCAGGUUGGACUCAGCUUCCCAAGAAGACGUUGCUGCCAUGUAAUUGCUCUGAAACCAGAUUCUAUAAGCCUGUGUUUUGAUUCAAUGUAUUGUUUCUCCAAUGAGGCCCCAACCAUGUUCCCUUUUCCUUGCUCCAUAAACAAUAAAAAUCCAACCUUA
This is a messenger RNA of Tupaia belangeri chinensis (Chinese tree shrew), 708 nucleotides long. Its product is annotated as HLA class II histocompatibility antigen, DP beta 1 chain. The record is from RefSeq and is a predicted model, not a curated record. The transcript has 4 exons. The annotation marks the transcript as partial. NCBI's taxonomy places the organism in Eukaryota, Metazoa, Chordata, Mammalia, Scandentia, Tupaiidae.